Paramisgurnus dabryanus is the source of this 1563-nucleotide messenger RNA. It is a transcript of the gene prdx6, whose product is annotated as peroxiredoxin 6. Gene Ontology annotation, molecular function: peroxiredoxin activity. Gene Ontology annotation, biological process: cell redox homeostasis; cellular oxidant detoxification. Lineage: Eukaryota; Metazoa; Chordata; Actinopteri; Cypriniformes; Cobitidae. Gene Ontology annotation, cellular component: mitochondrion; cytosol. The record is from RefSeq and is a predicted model, not a curated record.
CAAUGGUUACACGUGCCAACUGCAAACAAGGUUUAGGCUGAAGAGGAGCUGUGGAGAGAAGAACAGUCAUGCCUGGAAUUCUGUUGGGAGAUGUGCUUCCGAAUUUUGAAGCAGACACUACUAUCGGCAAGAUACACUUUCAUGAAUUCCUGGGAAAUUCAUGGGGUAUCUUGUUUUCACACCCCCGUGACUUCACUCCAGUGUGUACGACUGAGCUAGCCCGAGCUGCAAAGCUCAGUGAUGAGUUUAAGAAACGGGACGUGAAGAUGAUCGCGCUGUCUAUCGACAGUGUUGAGGACCACCGUAAAUGGAGUGAGGAUAUUAUGGCAUAUAAUCAAGAAAAGGCAUCCUGUCCCCUGCCGUAUCCAAUCAUAGCAGAUGAUAAGAGGGAGUUGGCGGUCUUGUUGGGGAUGCUGGACCCUGAUGAGAGGGACAAAGAUGGGAUGCCCCUCACUGCCCGCUGUGUCUUUAUUGUCGGUCCUGAUAAGAGACUAAAGCUGUCUGUUCUCUAUCCCGCCACUACGGGGCGCAAUUUUGAUGAGAUUCUUCGUGUCAUAGACUCUCUACAGUUGACAGCAACCAAAAAGGUGGCCACACCUGUGGACUGGAAGCCUGGUCAGGAGGUCAUGGUCAUCCCUUCUCUCUCAGAAGAAGAGGCAAAAAAGCUUUUCCCAGCUGGUUUUACCACCAAAGAGGUGCCUUCCGGGAAAAAAUAUAUACGCUACACUAAACUGUAACUGAGGAAGGAUUCUACAUAAAGCAGAAAUGCUGCAAAAAUAUAGCACUUACAGUACCUGACAUUAGCUCUUAGUCCAAAACCUGUUCAUAGAGGCCCGUACAUUUGUUCGCGAACAGUACACCAUUUAAAUGUUUCCAAUCAAACAUGCAUAUGAUUUGACUUAUCAGAUUGUUAGUGUGGUAGAGUCAUCCAAAAAUGUGGUCCUCUAGGAACAGAUUUAGGAAUUGCUUUUCUUGUCCUUUCAUUCAGACUUAAGAGGCAAUUAUCAGAAUCUAACUGGUUAAAUGUAGUUUGACACUAUACAAUAUAAUUAUUGUAUCGUGCCUUACUUUAAAUAAAACACUUCCUUUUGUAAUUUAUGAUGUUUCAUGUUGAUAUUUUUUCAUUGGUGAAUGUAUAAUCAGACAUUGAACACACAAGCUUUAGUAGUUCAUGCUUAUGAUGUGUCCUUACCAGGCAUGUGUCACAGUUGAUAAGUGCAAUAUGUAGCUUGGAAACUGUAAGACUUACAUUUAUGAAGCUGUAAACCAUAAAGUGGCCUUAUGUAACCCGAAUUGGUCCAAUAAAAUGGUAGUGUAAACAUUAAUAAAGUGAGACCUAUGUGGUGCAGAAAUUGUGCUCAAAAGUAAAUUAGUUGCUUACAUGAACUUUACCACCCUUGGGAGAAUAAAAGAAACUUCAGUUUUAGUCUGUUAAAUCACAGUUUACCCGUUUUGCUUUCCUAAUGGACAUGAUCUUAUUCGAAUCAUCAGUAUGUUAUACCAAAGAACGACCAACAACAUAAAGUAUAAUGAAUAAAAUGUUAUUGUCUUUUCAAACAUUUA